AUUUUGGGCAACAAACAUCAUUUGCUCUUUAAGCAAGUAACAUACGAAUUACACAUUCAUUUAACCGGUCACUUUUAUAAUUAAUCAAAAUGGCAUUCAAGUUUGUCGCUGUCUUUGCUUUGCUCGCUGUCGCCAAUGCUGGUUUCCUCCCAGCUGCUCAAGUAUACCAUGCUGCUCCUGCCGCUGUUGUUAAAACUGUUGCUCCCGUAGCCCAUUAUGCUGCUCAACCUGUUUUGGCAAAAGCUGAUGAUGAAUACGAUCCUCAUCCUCAAUACAAAUAUGGAUACAAUGUACAAGACAACCUUUCUGGUGACUCCAAGCAUCAAGUUGAAGAACGCGAUGGUGAUGUAGUACGUGGUGAAUACUCUUUGAUCGAUGCUGAUGGCUUCAAACGUACCGUUCAAUAUACUGCCGAUCCCGUCAACGGUUUCAACGCUGUUGUCAACCGCGAACCUCUUGUCAAAGCUGUAGUUGCACCUACUGUAGUUAAGACUGUUGCUCCCGUAGCUCACUAUGCUGCUCCAGCUGUAGUCAAGACUGUUGCUCCCGUUGCCCACUACGCUGCUCCAGCUGUUGUUAAGACUGUUGCUCCAGUAGCUCACUACGCUGCUCCAGCUUACACCACCUACUCUGCCCCAUCCCACUACGUUUCCCAUCACUAAAUGUCAUUUUUGAUAAAUCAUACCGUGACUGAUCAUUAAUUAGAUAAAUAUGAUUGUUUUUUAAUUUAUAGUUAAAUAAAUUUAUUAAAUUUAAAAAAAUA
Messenger RNA from Lucilia sericata (common green bottle fly), 763 nucleotides. Its product is annotated as larval cuticle protein A2B-like. Gene Ontology annotation, cellular component: extracellular matrix. The record is from RefSeq and is a predicted model, not a curated record. The transcript is spliced from 2 exons. The coding region runs from base 90 to 662 and encodes 190 amino acids. Lineage: Eukaryota; Metazoa; Arthropoda; Insecta; Diptera; Calliphoridae.